CCAAUUGACUCAGAGGUGGUUAUUCAGUGUCACCGUUUGGUAUAUGACAGUAAGAGAAAGAGAAUGGAGAGGAACAAGAUGAUUCUGGUGAAUGGAAAGUGGUAUAAGAAAGAUACUUCAAGACAACAGAGCGUCAAGACGAGGGCAGUCGAAGGCUUAUGAGUCUAGAGCUCUCGAGGGGACGAUACAUGCCCAAGUAUAUAUGCAUGGCUUGCCAAUCCCAGGUGUGACAGGGGGGGGGGGGCUGUGUUUAUUUCGACCGAGUAUCAGAGCAACAGAUAACAAACCGUCCCGGAGCUUGUACUCUCGUACACUACUUGUGCGUUGCUCAAGGGUACACCACACCAUCGUUAUGGCCCAGGCUUCUAGAAGAGUUGUUAGAUUUAGCGCGGAUAGGAUCCGGCAGGGCGGAAAUGCAUUGGUGGAGACUCUUCAGAAGUGCUAUGAGGGUGACGUAGAACUAGACGCUAAUCGUUAUGCAGCAAUAAACCCUAUGCAGAGGGGCGUCACACUCACACUGGUGAGGGCAUCGUAUACCUGGCUUCGGAGGCACUACUGCUACCCGUGGCCCAGAGCCAACCAUAGACGGGAAGGGACUGGGGGCAUGGGCAACAUGCGGGCUGGCCAAAGCUCUGUGGAGAUGAGGGGUCCCAUCAGCAUGGGCUUCCAUCUAUCUUGCUUUUUCUUCUUUGAUUUUCCCGUCGUCUUUGUUUUCCCCUCCUAUGCUAUGCCUGUUUGGCUCCUGUCGACUGAAUUGGCCAAUGGAAGUUGACGAACACGACUUAGACCUAGCGUUGCCGAAUCAGCCGAAACCGAGACUUUGCGAUGACCACUGAGUAUCUCGAUUGCUGUGAACUUUAGCGCCCGAGUCUUCAUGUACCCUCGCUCCACCGACUUGACGACAAUGCUGAAUUGUACAACGCCCAUGGCAUUUCGUCGAGGAACAUCUUUUUUGAGGUUGAUUUAAGUGAGUGGGGGUGGCCCAGGGCCCCCUAACGCAAAGAAUUGCCCUGCUAAAAGACUUGAUAAAGGCAAUUACGAGUCCUACUACUAAGUAGCGGUAGUAAGUACA
Messenger RNA from Trichoderma asperellum CBS 433.97, 1072 nucleotides. Lineage: Eukaryota; Fungi; Ascomycota; Sordariomycetes; Hypocreales; Hypocreaceae. The record is from RefSeq and is a predicted model, not a curated record.